This is a messenger RNA of Cyprinus carpio (common carp), 4954 nucleotides long. RefSeq names its product NACHT, LRR and PYD domains-containing protein 3-like. NCBI's taxonomy places the organism in Eukaryota, Metazoa, Chordata, Actinopteri, Cypriniformes, Cyprinidae. The transcript is spliced from 6 exons. Gene Ontology annotation, molecular function: protein binding. The record is from RefSeq and is a predicted model, not a curated record. Bases 843 to 3968 code for a protein of 1041 amino acids.
UGUAUACCGUUGUUGUUCUCUUGUUGAUCUGAUUGUUUCUAUUGUUCUCAUUUGUAAGUUGCUUUGGAUAAACGCGACUGCUAAAUGAUUAAAUGUAAAAUGUAAAUGUAAGACGACGAAGUGGAUGAAGCACAUUCUGACCUUACUUCAAGGUUUAUGGGAUUGGUAUCCGACAUUUUGAUGAGAGGGGAAGAUGUAUCUCCAGUUCCCUUGUAGUUUUGAAGUAUGCUGUCUUUUUACUUUCCUGCCCUCGCUAUGUGUGCAGGUACAUAGCUAUCCAGUAAGCUCCUCCAAAAAGUACACGAAACAGAGUUGUCUUCAGGCAUAUACUGUAUAAUGGAAGUGGUGUAAAACUGCAAAGACAACAGUACAAAAUGUGUAAACUUCUAUAUAUUUGAACAAGGAUAAACAUCUUAAAUGUGUUUUCCAAGAUAUUACAAUAUUAUAUGCAUGCCUUGCAGGAGCUACAUGACACUUGAAUGAAUCAUUAACUAUUUUACUCUUUCAGAAUAUACCUCCAUGAUAUUUGACCAGAACGAAAUAAUAUUUAAACAUUAUUGUUAUUAAGAAAAAACUUACAGACAAUGCCUUUUCAAGGGUAAAUGAAGAUUAGCUGGAGAUGGAUCCAUGUGCUCCCUCAAGAGCUAUAUGGCAAAAUGGCUUAACAGAUUUACUUGAAUAAACAAAUCGCCACUAGGGGUCGCCAACGACAAAACAAACAGGGAUCAGAACAGCAUCAUAUGACCCCUUUAACAUUCAGGACAGUUAUGCCCCAUUUUAAUGUGUUUAUGUAUUUGCAGAAAUAAUGCCAGCUACUUCUGAAGAACAGCAGGCCCUCUAAAAUGAGUUUCUAUGAGAAGAGAAAAGGAGCUAUUUCUGCUCAGACUAAAAGGGCAGGAACUCCAGAACCCAGCUGUGUGUCUAUGAAGAGUGAUGUAUCUAUGGGCAUGCCACCUGAAUUCAGUGGUGGAGCAGUGAACUCUGACCCCAAGUGUUUGUUGCAGGUUUUUUCCAAAUGUGGAGUCUGUGAGCAGUUUCUGAGAGAUCCAGUCUCAAUUACCUGCAAACAUAUUUUCUGCAGACAGUGUAUCAGCUGCUACUGGGAUAAGUUCAGUCAAUCUGAAGACUUUGACUGCCCUCAAUGCAAGAAGAGGUCUAUAAUAUGUCCUGUUCUACAAACAUCUAAAGUCUCAGGAGGAUCCAGUUCUGCUCUCUGUUACACAAACCUGCAGCAGGAUUCUUUGGUGGAUGAUAUCCUGCAGAGAGUCAAAGAGAAACACAAAACCAGCAUGAGGAACAAGUAUGAGUGCUUAUUUGAGGGAAUCAAACUACAGGAGAAUCAAACCCUCCUGAACAGGAUCUACACACAGCUUUGUAUCAUAGAGGGAGAAAGUGAAGGGGUGAAUGAGGAACAUGAAGUGUUACAGAUAGAGAAACCAGCCAGAACACAGCAUUCACAAAACACUCAAAUCCACUGCAGUGACAUCUUUAAAUCCUUACCCGAACAAGGAUGUGAGGGGAAGAGAAGAAAGAUGGAUGACAAAAUAAAGAUUGUUCUUACUAAAGGAGUCGCUGGAAUUGGAAAAACAGUCUCUGUGCAGAAGUUCAUUCUGGACUGGGCUGAGGGAAAAGCAAAUCAGGAUGUAGAUUUUAUGUUUGUGCUUCCAUUUCGUGAGUUGAACUUGAUUAAAGAUGAUCAGUACAGUAUUCACAAAAUUCUGCUUGACUUUCUUCCUGAACUUCAAGAUCUGGACUCAAAGGUUUAUAAUGAAUGUAAAGUUGUUUUCAUCUUCGAUGGUCUGGAUGAAAGCCGAAUUACACUGAGGUUUUCAGACAGUGAGAUGGUUUCUGAUAUAAAUAAGUCUUCAUCAGUUGGUGUAUUAAUUUCAAACAUCAUCAGAGGAGAGUUGCUUCCCUCUGCUCACAUCUGGAUCACCUCCAGACCAGCAGCAGCCAAUCAAAUCCCUUCAAAAUACAUCAGCCGUGUGACUGAAAUUCAGGGAUUCAGUGACCCUCAGAAGGAGAAAUAUUUCAGGAAGAGGAUCAGUGACCAGCAUCAAGCCAGCAGAAUCAUCUCACACAUCAUAAGAUCAAAAAGCCUCCACAUCAUGUGCCACAUACCAGUCUUCUGCUGGAUCUCAUCCACUGUGCUUCAGAGCAUCCUGGAACAAGAUGAGAGUGCAGAAAUCCCUCAAACUCUGACUGAAAUGUACAUCCACUUUCUGCUUAUUCAGAUAAACAUAAGGAAUCAGAAGUAUGAUGGGAGAGAUCCUGGAAAACUCCGGAAGUCCAACAGAGACGUGAUUUUGAAACUUGCUGAACUGGCUUUCAAACAGCUGAAGAAAGGCAAUAUCAUGUUCUAUGAGGAGAAUCUGAAAGAGUGUGACAUAGAUGUCAUUGACGCCUCAGUGUAUUCUGGGAUUUGCACCGAGAUAUUUAAGGAGGAAUCUGUGAUUCAUCAGAGGAAAGUCUACUGCUUCAUCCAUCUGAGUUUUCAGGAGUUUCUUGCUGCUAUUUAUGUGUUUUAUUGUUAUGUAAUUAACACUGUGGAGGUACUAAGGUUUUUUGAUUCCCUGCAUAAUUUGCUCAGAGGAGCAGUAGAUAAAGCCUUAGAAAGUGAGAAUGGACACCUGGAUCUUUUUCUCCGGUUCCUGUUGGGCAUCUCACUGGACUCCAAUCAGAAACUCUUACAGGAUCUACUGACUAACACUCACAGCUGCUCAAGGAGCAUUGAGAAAACAACUGCUUAUAUUAAAGACAAAAUUAAACAUGGACAUAAUCUUUCAGAUGACAGAUCCAUCAAUCUUUUUCUUUGUCUCUUUGAAAUGAAAGAUCAGACUUUGUACAGAGAGAUUCAGGAGUUUCUGAAAUCAGACAAACACUCAGAGAAAAAACUCUCUUCUGCACUUUGCUCAACAAUCGCCUACAUGUAUCAGAUGUCAGAAGAUGUGCUGGAGGAACUUGAUCCCAAGAAAUUUAAUACAUCAGAAGAAGGUCGCAGAAAACUCUUACCAGCUGUGAAAAACUGUAGAAAAGCUCUUCUUGCUGAUUGUAAUCUCACUGAUAAAUCCUGUGAAAUUGUGGCCUCAGCUCUACAAUCAUCAAACUCCUUCCUAAGAGAGCUGGACAUGAGUAACAAUGACUUGCAGGAUUCAGGAGUGAAGCUUCUCUCUGAUGGACUGAAGAGUCCAAACUGUCAACUAGAGAAACUGAGAUUAUCUGGCUGUAUGGUGACAGAGAAAGGCUGUUGUUGUCUGGCCUCUGCUCUGAGUUCCAACCCCUCAUACCUGAAAGAGCUGGAUCUCAGCUACAAUCACCCUGGACACUCCGGAGUAAAGAUGCUGUCUGAUCGACUAAACCAUCCAAACUGCAAACUGGAGAUACUCAAUUUUGACCAUGGAGAGUCCUUCAGAAUCACACCAGGACUGCGGAAAUAUGCCUGUGUUCUCACAUUUGAUCAAAACACAGUAAACACUCAUCUCAUUCUAUCUGAGAACAACAAAAAGGCAACCUAUUUGGAAGAGGAGCAGGCAUAUCCUGAUCAUCCAGAAAGAUUUGAGCACUACGAGCAGGUUCUGUGUAGAGAGAGCCUGACUGGACGCUGUUACUGGGAGGCUGAAUGGAGUGGCUGGAGUCAUAUAGCAGUCACAUAUCGAGGUAUCAACAGGAAAGGAGGGAGCGACUGCAGGUUUGGACUCAAUAAAAAGUCCUGGAGUCUGGUCUGCUCUGGUAAAAAUUACUAUGCCAGGCAUAAUAAUGCAAGAACUGAUAUACCUGCACCCUUGUUAUGUUCUAACAUAAUAGGAGUGUAUCUAGAUCACCCAGCUGGUUCUUUGUCUUUUUACAGUGUUUCCUCUGAAACUGGUCAAAUGAUCCACAUUUACACCUUCCACUCCACAUUUACUGAGCCCCUCUAUGCAGGGUUUGGUGUUGGGGUUGACAGUGGAUCUUCAAUAUGUUUAUGUUAAAUACAGAAGCUGUGAAUUAGGUGUGUCAGACACUCAAACCAUGAGCUUAAAACAGCCUGUGGAGGAAGUAAACUAUGACCAUGCGUCCCAAUGUGCAUACUAUCCAACCUGUCUGCCCUAAAUAGUAUUGAAAAUUACUAAUAUCACAUAGGAUUUAAUAUGGAUAGUAUGCACAUUGGGACACAGGCAGAGUUUAGCUCCAACUCUAAUUAAACACCUGAACCAGCUAAUCAAGGUCUUCAGGAUUACUUGAAAACUAAUGGUACUGUAGGUGUGUUGGAGCAGGUUUGAGUUGAACUCUGCAGGACUGUGGCCCCCCAGGAGCAGAGUUUGACACCUAUGUGCUAAAAUGUGCUUAAAUUAUUUAUUUAUUAUGUUAGUGUGAUAUGUCUGUAAGUCAUGUCACAUUAUUAAAACAAUUUUUUAUUUAAAAUGGCAAAUUUAUAAGUGAAUUAAAUGUGCUUUACUUCCAGUAUAAAACAUACUGACUGAUGUAUUCUUAUCUGUAAAUAACUAUGUGUGUGUGUAUAUAUAUGUGUGCGUGUAUAUAUAAAUGAGAAUUUCAAGCUUGUAUUUCCAUUUUGCAUAACAGGUGACCCUAUUAGUAAGCUAAACAUUGUUUAAUAUAUGCACGUCAAACAGAAAGAGAAAUCAGUUGCAUUUAGUUAAGUUAUGCAUUUAGUUAUUUUUAACUGCAAUACUAUUGAGGAAAUAAAUAAGUGUUUUAAAAUUACAGAGAUAAGCAUAGAAGCAUGUUAUUAUAAUCAGUUAAGUGAAUGUGGGUUCCUGCUGAACGUUUGACCUCUUAAUCUUAAAAAGUUUGUGCUCUUGAUUUUUUUUUCUUUUCUUGUUCGUCACUGCAUCGUUUUCAUUUCGGUAAAGUGUUAACUUACAGUUCUGAUUUAGGUUUAACUUUUUUUUUUUUUAAAUGUUAUGGAGUUCUUAUUUCUCUUUUUGCAAGUUUAUAUUAAAGUCGUUUUGCACCA